AUGGCCAUCACGUGCUGCGUACCCGGAGUUUUCACCGAUGAAGUCUUGUUACUCGAGACUUCCAACAGCCAAGCUCCAUUCAGGGUCCACUGUCAAUGGAGAGUCUCUUCAUCAUCAUCGCGCAGGGGCAAGACGUCCUACUUCUACACUGCCGACUUGUUUCUGCGCCUACUACCAACCCCGGAAAGCGAGGUGCGUGCCGAUGCAGGUCGCAAGAUGUCAGAUGCUACCGGCACCGCGCUUGAGACUCUUGUUCAUAGCACGUUGGAGGGGACUCAGGGGCUGGCCGACCAAACAGAUGUGAUAGCAAAGGUGAUCUUGUCUCCACGCAAUGGUUAUCUAUGUCGGAGCGACAUUCUGGAGUUGAGGAUGCGCCACUCUCCGUUUGUCGACAUGGUCGUUCCCUUCUCUUCCUGGGGCCAGCAGCUGCAAGCAUUCAUAGCACAUGAUACAAGCUCGGUGUUGGACAUCCUGCCAUGCUCGCCGGGUGCCCUGGUGGUAAAUCAGGACCAAGUACACGACGACGAAACCCUGAUGAUGCUCCUGCAGGAGGACUUGGAGAUGCGCCUCUCUUUCGACUGGGCUCUCCCGACCAAAUCCCCCGCGUAUCGCGUGGGCGUCGUCGGCGGCCGCGGUAUGUACAACGAAGAGAAAGGCAUGUACGGCUCUCGGGGGUUCUUCGAGGCCGCCCACGCCCUCGGCAUAUCGAUGCUCGUCAUCGACGAGCCGGGCCACUGGCUCGCGGACGCGAAGUACGCCUGGCUGCGAGAGGACUUCAUCGCAAUGGACAUGUCCAACCUGGCCGAGCUGCCGCGAAACAUGGCGACCGCGCUCGAGCACCGCCACAUCGACGGCAUCGUCACGUUCACCGACGACUUCGUCAUCGCGACGGCCGAGGCGGCCGAGAUCAUGGGCCUGCCGACCGAGCCGUCGCAGGCGAUGAAGCAGGCGCACUACAAGCACGAGAUGCGCGCGCUGGUCAACAAGACGAACAUCCAAGCCGUGCACCUCGACAGCGCGGCACAGCUGGACGACGCCGGCCUCGCCGCGACCCUGCAAUCGCUCCGGUACCCGCUGAUCGUCAAGCCGUCGCGGGGCCUGCUGUCGCGGGGCGUGCAGAAGGUGUCGGACGCGCCGAGCAUGCGGCGGGCGGUACGCUCGCUGGCGCAGGACGGGCUAGCCGAGCACGGCAUCCUGAUCGAGACGUACGUGGACGGGCCGGAGCUGGACGCCAACUUCGUGCUGCGCGACGGCCGCGUGCUGUUCCUCGAGGUGACGGACAACAUGCCGUGCCUCGGCGACGCAAGCACCGCCGCCCUCACCGACAACUUCAUGGAGACGGUGCAGAUCUCCAGCAGCGCCCUGCCCCACCCCGAGAAGGACACCAUCCGCGCCUCCCUCCUCGACAGCCUGCUGCGCCUGGGCUUCCGCUCCGGCGUGUUCCACGUCGAGGCCCGCAUGGCGCACUCGGCGAUGCACUACCGCCCGUACCCGAGCGGCGUCGUCGACCUCGCCCCCCGCGCCGCAUCCCUCGCCUCCCCACCCCCGGACGUCUUCCUCAUCGAGGUCAACGCGCGCGAGCCCGGCACCGCGGGGACCUGGGCGACGCUGUACACGUACGGGGUGGACCUGGGGUCGCUACAGGUGCUUCGCGCGCUGGGGGAGCGGGAAGGGGAGCGGUUCGCGGCGCUGGCGACGCCGUUCGCGUUCCCGGAGGACGCUGUUGUCGGCGGGGGCGGGGGCGCGCAGUACUGGACGGCGCACUGCAUCGUGCCGAUCCACCGCGACGACCUGUAUAUUCCCGGUGACUUCGUCGCGCGCGUGCGCGCGGCGCUGCCUGACGUUGCGCCGCACGUGUCGCGCGCCGAGCUGUACGCCCCCGCCGGCACCCGGGUCUCGCCCACGGCGGGGAGCGGCUGGAUGGCCUACUUCUUGCUGUUCUCGCGCGAGAGCCGCGAGCAUCUGCUGCUCAUGUAUCAGCGCGUUACUGAGGUCUCGAGGAGGGUGCUGGAUGAGGCCAGUGGUUAUUGCGAUGCGAGGGUGACGUUAACGGAGGCUCGCGCGUCUCUUUAG
Diaporthe amygdali is the source of this 2073-nucleotide messenger RNA. Its product is annotated as glutathione synthetase ATP-binding domain-like protein. Gene Ontology annotation, molecular function: ATP binding; metal ion binding. The transcript is spliced from 2 exons. The record is from RefSeq and is a predicted model, not a curated record. The coding region runs from base 1 to 2073 and encodes 690 amino acids. Lineage: Eukaryota; Fungi; Ascomycota; Sordariomycetes; Diaporthales; Diaporthaceae.